Molecule: messenger RNA, 7667 nt
Organism: Cylas formicarius (sweet potato weevil)
Lineage: Eukaryota; Metazoa; Arthropoda; Insecta; Coleoptera; Brentidae
Product: sortilin-related receptor-like
Exons: 18
Coding region: 168-6569 (2133 amino acids)
Biological process (GO): post-Golgi vesicle-mediated transport
Cellular component (GO): membrane; Golgi apparatus
Molecular function (GO): protein binding
Source: RefSeq, a predicted model, not a curated record
AUAGCACAGUGGAAGUAGAUUGACAAAGCAACUUUAUUAUUUGUAGUAAACGUUUUGUUGUCGCAAAGGAUACGUGUUUAUAAAAUAUUUUGGCCAUACAAAGAUUCAACUCGAUAAUUUUUACUAGUAUUUUCUAUUCUUCCGUCAACAUAUUUCCAGAGUGUGCAAUGAUUAAAAAAAAAAUGUUUGUUUUGUUAAUUUGGACUUGCUAUUGUUUUGGGGUUCUUGAAAGUGCCGAAACUUACGGCAAAAAAGAUCCUCCCCUGAAAAAGACGUAUUUGUUUAGUGCCGACUUAAAUAACUUUGAACAUGGAUCUGAAACUUUUUCUAGAGGGAAAAGAUCGACGUCACCUCCUCCAUUUAAUGACUCCAACAUUGCAGUUAAGAUAAAUUAUCUUAAUGACACCCACAAACAGCUGAUGGUCCAUUGGGUGGGCGAGCACAGUAAGGUUGUCAUUUGCUUGGCUCGAGAUCCAUCAUCUGGCAUCUUGGGCCUGCAGCAAGCUAGCCCCUCCGCCGUCUAUAUAUCUUACGAUGACGGCGACACCUAUAAAAAUAAAACUGAUCAAUUUCAACUGCCCAACAACAAGGGUUACGCGACUUUGGAAAAAUUUUACAACCAUCCAGUAUACAAUACGCACUUUGUGUUUACCGACAUUCUUCACAAUCUCAUUUAUGUCACCACGAAUUACGGAAAAAGUUUUAAGCGAAUAGAACUUAAGUUUACCCCAAGCCAAUUGUCCUACCAUGAACUUCAACCUUCCACUUUCGUCGUCCUAGACAAGAAUGACACCCAAAGUAAGCUUUGGAUAACUGAAGAUUUUGGUGAAACUUUCCGUCCAGCUCACGAAUUUGUUAAAUCUUUCUACUGGAUUAAAGACACUAACGACAAUCACCAACUGCUAAUUCACAGAUACGAGCCCAAUGGUUUAAGUACAAUCAUUUUUUCGAAAACAUUGUUCAGGACCCGUAUGAAUCAAGUUUACGCGACGAACGUUCAUAGUUUCUUUAUGAAAAACGACUACCUGUUUACAUCGAAGAAAGACUCCAAGGGAAACUUGCAGUUGUAUGUAUCAUACAAACUGGGAAGGCAGAUACCAUGCAUGUUCGACACUACAUUACCCAUCGGUAAUUAUCUCAUUGUGGAUGUUACCGGAAAUAGAGCUUUGGUUGCGGCCAGUCACUCGGAGGAACACUCGAAUUUGUACGUCUCGGAGAAUUUGGGAGGCAACAGCGGUAGAGUUAAAUUUACUCUCUCCUUGGAAAACGUUUUUGCGUUCUUUCCAAACAGCACUUGGCAAGACACUUGGCUUUAUCAUAUUGCUGAUGAAGCAUUUGCAGACGUCUACAAAGUCGAAGGUCUUACCGGAAUUUACAUCGCUUCUAGGGUUGUCCAACCCAAAUCAAAUGGCAGUAAUAAUUUAGGCCCUUACAAUCUGGGCUCCGUAAUUACUUUUAAUCACGGGGCAUCUUGGCGCUUAAUUAAACCACCGGCCGUUGAUAUUGAAAAGCAAUCUACAGGGUGUUUACCCUCCAAAGGGUGUUCUUUACAUCUGAGUCAAAAAUUUAGCCAGCUUUAUCCAGAGAGUCGAUCUGUGAGCAUUCUCUCGAGCAAGUCUGCACCGGGUAUUAUUAUGGCCACAGGUGUUUUGGGAUCAAAUCUUAAAGGUCAUUAUGGGGUUUAUAUCAGUUUAGAUGCCGGAUUAACUUGGCACCAAACUCUAAGAGAUUUAUAUUUCUUCAACAUGGGUGAUCACGGUGGAAUUUUGUCCGCCGUUAAGUAUUACAAAGCGAAAGGAGAAACGCGUCAUAUUUUGUAUUCGAUCGACGAAGGUGAAAAUUGGAAUCAGACCGCGUUUCACAAUGAAGAAAUAAGACUCUACGGGUUGAUGACUGAACCGGGUGAAAACACCACAAUCUUCACAAUGUUUGGUUCUCUGCCAAAAGAACACAACUGGAUCAUCGUAAAGGUCGACUUUGCAAGGAUUUUCAAAUCCCAAUGUGGACCCAACGAUUACAAAAUGUGGUCGCCCAGUCAAACCGAAGAAAACAGGAGUUACAUACCGUGCAUUUUAGGAGAACAAACCACUUACCAGAGACGAACUCCGAAGGCGUAUUGUUUGAAUGGUCUCGACUUUGUCAGAUUAAUCUCUAAACAGCCGUGUGACUGUGACAUACUUGAUUUCGAAUGUGACUUUGGAUUUAACAAAACUGAAACAAUGCCACCGAGAUGUAUUCUUGAUAAGUCUUUGCAGUCGUACAAUCCUUACGAUAUUCCUAUUAAAUGUGAACCGGGUCAGUUUUACAAUAGAACUAAGGGUUAUAGAAAAAUUUCGGGCGACGUCUGCGUUCAAGGGUUUGAACAACACUACCUCCCGGAUUUGGUACCCUGUCCAAUGAAGGUCAUUUACGAUUUUCUGUUGUUUGCUCAACGAGAAAGUAUCAGUACAUAUAAUUUGGUAACUAAAAGUCUGGAGGUGCUUCCCCUGUACAACCUAAAGAACGUGAUCGCUGUCGAUUACGACCUAAAAAACAACUGCGUCUAUUGGGCGGACAUUUCGUCAGACACAGUUUCUCGUCAGUGCUUUACUAGCGGUGGUAAGCCGGAGGUGUUAGUUUCAAACGAUUUGGCUUCAAUUGAAGGCAUGGCUUUCGAUUGGAUCUCAGAAAACCUCUAUUUUGUUGAUGGGGUGAGGGCCAAAAUUGAACUGAUCAGGACGAACAUCAGCUACAGCGGAAGAAUGAGACGGACGAUUUUAAACGAGACAGUGCUAAAAAAGCCGCGAGGUAUCGCUCUUCAUCCCCAGCAUGGAUAUAUGUUUUGGACCGAUUGGUCGGCAGAAAAUCCUUCGGUCAACCGGGCCAACUUGGAUGGUAGUAAUAACUUUACCUUGUUUGGGAAGGAUAAAGUUGAGUGGCCUAAUGGCAUUACUGUGGAUUACAUAGCUAAUAGGAUUUACUGGGUCGACGCCCGCCAAGAUUACAUAGGUAGUUCCGAUUUGCAUGGCGAUGGUUUUAUUAAAAUAGUACACGAUGUGGAUGUCGUUUCACACCCUUUUGCGAUCGCCGUAUUUAAGAACGACAUGUAUUGGGACGAUUGGAAAAAAAACGCCAUAUUUGUCAGCGACAAAGACAUAUACAAAGGUUACGGGACGCUAUUGAAAGAUGUUUCGGGAAUUAUGGAUUUGAAAAUUUUCGCGACGGGCCUUCGUACAGGCACCAACGCAUGUGCGAACGCCUCGUGCCCUUAUAUUUGUGUGGGUUUGCCCAAAAACAAUUACACUUGCUUGUGCCCCGACGGAAUGGAAAUGUCGGAUGCGGGAAAAUGUUUAUGCCCCGGCGGCGUGGAACCGUUCGCGAAUGGCACGUGCCUGGCUGUAAAUAAGAGUUGCAGUCCGGAGCACUUUACAUGCGCUAACGGGUUGUGCGUUCCCAAGGGUUGGAAAUGUGAUGGCGAAGAUGAUUGCGGCGACGGAUCCGAUGAAGCAAGAUGCGGUACUCAAACGUGUCCCCCGACUUUCCAUGUUUGUGGUGACGGAAAGUGUCUUCCCCAUUACUGGAAAUGUGAUUAUGAUAAAGACUGUGCCGACGGUUCAGACGAAUUGAAUUGCCCUCGCCAGAACUGUACAGACUCGCAAUUCGCUUGCGAUAAUGGCCGUUGCGUGGCUUUGAAUUGGCGAUGUGACCAUGAAAACGAUUGCCGCGACGGUUCCGACGAAAGCAACUGCGACGCUGACAAACCUGUUAGCUGCAAAGCGGAGGACGAGUUCCAGUGCAAGUCCGGAGCAGUGACUUGCAUACCUUCCACAUGGAAAUGUGAUGACGAGCCCGAUUGCAGAGAUAGCUCUGAUGAAGCUAACUGCACCAACAAUGUUUGUUCGGAACUGCAAUUCUCUUGUGGACCGCCUACCAACAGAUGUAUUUUCAAUACGUGGGUUUGCGAUGGUGACAAAGACUGCACCAAUGGAAAGGACGAAGAAAAUUGUACGAAAACGGAAAUUCCAAAAACUCCGAGUAAUACAUUCCUUCCAAAGAAUAACACUUGUCAAGAUUGGAUGUUCAAAUGUCAAAAUGACCGCUGCAUACCUUUUUGGUGGAGGUGCGACGAGGUGGACGAUUGUGGCGAUAACAGCGACGAAUCGGACUGCCAAAACUUGCCAGCAUCCACUACGCAACCGCCAACCCCUCAGUCUACCCCUAAAAGCGGUUGGUGCGACGUUAACGAGUUUCAAUGUUAUUCCGGUCAAUGCAUUUUGGCAUCGUGGGUGUGUGACGGCAGCUACGAUUGCCCCAAUGGAGAGGAUGAGCAGCAUUGUGAUGGAUUUAGCCGAUGUACACCUCUCGAGUUCAAAUGUAGAAACGAUGGCAGUUGCAUUUCGAUGACUCAGGUUUGCAACGGUGUUUACGAUUGCCCUGACAGGACUGACGAAGUGAAUUGUGAACAGUAUUUGCCAAACGAGCCGGCCACUCCUAGUUGCAGUGUCGGGUUCUUCCCGUGCGAUGGUGGUAGUUGUUAUCCGUUAUCGGUGAUGUGUGAUGGAAAAGUCAACUGUAAGGAUGGAUAUGACGAAUCAAACUGUACUAGAAAAUCCCGAGUUUAUCAGGUAUUGGAGAUGGGCUUUGAAGCAGGUAGCACGAAUGAUACAUCCCUGUUUCUAUAUUGGACGAUUGCUCCACCCCCAAAUAACGUAACACUUGAGUUUAUGCCGUCGAUAACUCAGCUCGGCCUAGAUAAAUGGCACAAUAAAAGCUGGAGCGAUCAAAAGGAAUAUCUGUUUGAAGGUUUAAAACCAUUUACGUCUUAUAAUAUGACGGUAUAUGUAAGGGUGCUGAAGACUGACGUUGUUUUUCCUCCGGCAAAAUAUUUCGUUGCAUCGACUUUGGAAGGUAAACCAACACCUCCGUGGAACACAACCGCGGUUCAGAAAAACGGAUCUCAUAUAUUAAUUGCAUGGCAGCCACCCGUUCAACCAAACGGCAUUAUUCAGAGUUACCGAAUAAUUUGGGCUCCUAUCGAUUCAGCUGUUAUUGUUCUAAAGUUGAAUGGGAAUGAAACUUCCCAUUUGUUAUCUGCAGAUUUCCAACACAACCAGGAAUAUUCCUUUGCCGUGAAAGCCAGCAAUGGACGGUAUGAAAGUGAGUCCUCUGAAGUAGCAACGAUAACUUUCGACGCCGAGACAAACGUCAAUAUGAUUGAAGAUCUGAGAGUUGUGUCAUCAACCAAUCAAAGUGUAUCUUUAGUGUGGACAUACAGGGGUGACGCAGAUGGCUUCAGGAUUAUGAUACACCCUGAACGACAGUAUCCUGCAAUACCCCUGUACACCACAAAAAACAAAAACUGUACACUGACUUUGGCACCCGGAGCGUUUUACAAGUUAGAGGUAUAUGCUUUCCGCAAGAAUAUUGAAGGUCCCCAUAAAUUUAUUUCCGCCUAUACGGUCGGCACCCCUCUACCAGUGAUUAAAAGUACCCAAGCGAUCAUUCUUAAGGAAAUAGGUACUACAGUUAAACUGUCAUGGGAGCGACCGGAAAAGAAUUCUAAGAUCAGCUGGGUCUACGGCGUGUAUUAUGGCAUCGAUGAAGAACAACUCUAUAAAAAAGCAAUGUUGAGAACUACAAACCUUUCAAUAACAAUUCCAAAUCUUGGCGCGUGCGAGACUUACAUGUUUCUGGUCGGCAUCAUCGGUCCCCAUGGUUAUGGUCCUUUGUCGGACAAGAUUCUGUCCGUCAGAACAUCUGAAAACCCGAGAGCGCCUCCAAAGAAUGUUCGAGUUGGGUCCAAUCCGCUUGAUGCUCUAAAUAUGACGGUUACGUGGGAACCAACAUGUUCAACCAUGAAAAAUCAUUCAUAUUUGGUCACUAUACGGGAAACGACAACCAAACGGAGGUGGAACUUUGGAACUGAGAAAAAUCAAUAUCAGUAUAGCGCUAAUAUUGAACAGGGAGCCGUAUACAGCAUUACCGUUCAAACAGCCAUACCUAAUGCUAUUCCGUCACAGCCAGUUAUUUUCAGUGGUCCAUUUAUACCACCACCAACUGAAUUAAUGGUGCAAGCCGAAUCAAACGGCAGUUUAUUCCUAUACUGGCAGGAACAAACAUUACCUAAGGAGAGUGGACCUUAUAAGUAUGAGAUUCUUGUACAUGAAGGAAGUGAUAUGAAUGAAACUACUGCAAUGAAAUUCUUAGUGGAACGCCCUCCAUUUAUAUACACUAAUGAUUCUGCUUUGAUGUACAGUUUUGCCAUUCGAAUUAAGACAGACAAGGGCAUAAAGUCAAAACUGUCUGCUAAAGUGAGCAGGAAUAUCGGUGCACAGGCUUCGAAGCAAGAAAGUUCAGUUAGUUUGCUCGCCAUUAUUGUGCCGAGCCUUCUUAUAGUAGUCGCUUUUCUGGCCAUAAUUGGGUUCUUGGUUGUACGAAAUCGACGGCUGCACAACAGUUUCGUUAGGUUCGCAAACUCUCACUACAAUUCUAGGUCGGGAGCGGCCACUUUCGAUGACCACAGUUUAGAGGAAGAGGACAGUCCGCAGAUUAUUGGCUUUUCUGACGAUGAGCCUUUGGUGGUAGCAUAAUAAUCGAGAUGGGACGAGAUGAGACUUGCGGUUACCUAAUGUGUAAUAAACCAAACCCAAUGAUAGUAUUGUCCAUAUUUUUACAAGAAAUUUAUAUAUGAAGUUAUUAAAUGUUUAAAACAUAUAGAGUGGGGUGUAACUUUAAAUGGACAUGGUUCUCAAAGUUAUGUAUUUGUAAGCAAUAGGUCAGUUUCCUUGGGUUCAGUCCGCUCACUGGGUGCCAUAGUGGCACAUAUCAAACAAUAGCUACUUUUAGUUAAUAUAAAUAUGUUUUGUUCUGAAAAGGGAAUAAUAAUAUAUGUAAUUAUAAAGAAAUACAUCACUCUAAAAUUUUGUAAUAAGUAGGAGAAUUGAUAUGUUAUCUCAAUAUUUAAUUAAGUUUUUAUUUUCCCAAAUCACUGAUUUUCUUGUAAUUAUUAUUUUGUGAAUAUGCCACUAUUAUACCCAGUGAGUUAUAGAGAAUUUCUUGAAUACUGUAAAAUUUAACUGAUCUUUUUAUGUUUUAGAUAAAUUUUAUGUAUUGCAAAAUUCGUCAAAAAAAUGCAGUAAAAGGAUAUCAAUAAUCAAAUAAUUCAUUUACGAGACCUCCGAAUAUAUAAAUAAAAUUAAAAUUUUGUUGCCAUUUUAACUUUACGAAAAUCACUUUAUUCAUUUUGUCUGCUGUGCAACUUCUGCAUAAUAACAAGUUAACCUGGCUCAAUAGUCAGUGUUAUUUUAAGUUAGUAAUUGAGCAAUUUGUGUUAGUAAAGUGAUAAUAAAAAGCAACCGCCAUCAAUUACACCCUGCGAUAAAAUAUAUAUAUAAAUGUGAACUAGUCUAGAUUCAUUUAAGAUACAGGACAGAGUAGAGAAAUGAGUUUUUAAAAUGUUUGGUUUCUUCAUUAAGCUAAUUUCAGACGAAACCUUUAUAAUAGUAUGUUAUGGUUGUAUAAAUAUUUAAGUUUUAGGGUAAUUUUUAAGUCAAAUUUCUGUGAUAUCCUUGGUUAAGUUUGUAGAAUUUUGAAUGAUGAAAUUUGACUGUGACUAUUAUUAUCUUGACAAUAUUUGUGCAUCUAUAUAACAAUCUUUGAAAUAUUCAAAUAAAUAAAACAUGAAUUAA